This is a messenger RNA of Hyaena hyaena (striped hyena), 1419 nucleotides long. RefSeq names its product hyaluronan and proteoglycan link protein 3 (gene HAPLN3). The transcript is spliced from 5 exons. Gene Ontology annotation, molecular function: hyaluronic acid binding. Gene Ontology annotation, biological process: cell adhesion. Lineage: Eukaryota; Metazoa; Chordata; Mammalia; Carnivora; Hyaenidae. Bases 210 to 1286 code for a protein of 358 amino acids. The record is from RefSeq and is a predicted model, not a curated record.
AGGGAAAGGGGCGUGUGUUCCUUUAAGGGGCCGGCCCGGCGGGAGCGCGGGGGUUUAUCCGCAGCCGCUUCCUCUGGAGACAUUCAGGAUCCCUCACACCCGACAGUCCGAGGCCGGGAGCGCUCCCGCCGUCGAGGAGCCUCCGGGGGACGCCUGCCCCGGGCUCCCUCCGUGCCCCACACGCUGGCGCUGCAGCCCUGCGUGACACCAUGUGCCCGCUGCUCCUCCUCUGCUUGCUGCCCAGUGUCUCCGGGCUGCCCUUCUACAACGGCUUCUACUACUCCAGCAAUCCCAACGGCCCGAACCCGGGCACCGGCCACGGCGAAGGCACCUUCAAUGGGGUGACGCUGGUGGUGGAGACGCCCGAGGAGACCCUGUUCUCCCAGCGAGGGGCCAACGUGACUCUGCCGUGCCGCUACCGCUACGAGCCGGCCCUGCUGUCCCCAAGGCCCGUGCGCAUCAAGUGGUGGAAGCUGUCGGAGAACGGGGCCCCGGAGCGGGACGUGCUGGUGGCCAUCGGGCCGAGGCACCGCUCCUUCGGAGACUACCGAGGCCGAGUGCGCCUGCGGCAGGACGGGGAGCAUGAAGCGUCGCUGCAGAUCCGGGACGUGCGGCUGGAGGACUCCGGGCGUUACCGCUGUGAGGUCAUCGAUGGGCUGGAGGACGAGAGCGGCCUGGUGGAGCUGGAGCUGCGGGGCGUGGUCUUUCCCUACCAGCACCCCCGCGGGCGCUACCAGCUCAACUUCCACGAGGCGCAGCGGGCGUGUGAGGAGCAGGACGCCGUGGUGGCCUCCUUCGAGCAGCUCUUCCGGGCCUGGGAGGAGGGCCUGGACUGGUGUAACGCAGGCUGGCUGCAGGACGCCUCAGUGCACUACCCCGUCACGCUGGUCCGGAGGCGCUGCGGUGGCCUGGGCCUGGCGCCCGGCCUGCGCACCUACGGCCCGCGUCACCGCAGCCUGCACCGCUAUGACGUCUUCUGUUUCUCCCCGGCCCUCAAGGGGCACGUGUACUACCUGGAGCACCCCGAGAAGCUGACACUGGUGGAGGCAGUGGAGGCCUGCCAGGAAGAUGGCGCCCGGAUUGCCAAGGUGGGCCAGCUCUUUGCCGCCUGGAAGUUCCGUGGCCUGGACCGCUGUGACGCCGGCUGGCUGGCAGACGGCAGCGCCCGCUACCCUGUGGUUCACCCGCGUCCCAACUGCGGGCCCCUGGCGCCCGGCGUGCGAAGCUUCGGCUUCCCGGACCCGCAGAGCCGCGCCUACGGCGUCUACUGCUACCGGCCGCGCUAGGCCCCGGCCGUGCCGCCCGGCACCCUCCCUGCGCGGGCGCUAUUUAUUGAGCGGUGCCUUGUUCCUUGCAGGUUGGGGCAAAUCUUGUAUGGUUUUUAUACUUCUCAAAUUAAUAUUUUUUAAUUGCUGUGUU